Messenger RNA from Seriola aureovittata, 4070 nucleotides. It is a transcript of the gene gpr151, whose product is annotated as G protein-coupled receptor 151. Gene Ontology annotation, cellular component: membrane. The record is from RefSeq and is a predicted model, not a curated record. Gene Ontology annotation, molecular function: G protein-coupled receptor activity. Gene Ontology annotation, biological process: G protein-coupled receptor signaling pathway. Bases 2057 to 3397 code for a protein of 446 amino acids. The transcript has a single exon. Lineage: Eukaryota; Metazoa; Chordata; Actinopteri; Carangiformes; Carangidae.
UUUAACUAAUAACACACAAAUCAUUGUAUUGUUCUUGUCCAUACUGAAAACAUCAAUCAAAUAUUUACAGUGUAGGUUGGAAAAACUGGGUGCACCCCUACGUUAAUGACAUGAACAAAAGGUAACUGGAGUCAGGAGAUAUCAAACCUGGAGUUGGAUCAAUGACACCAGAUUGAAGGUGUGGGUUAAUGCAACUCUGACUUAUAAAAAACACUUAAGACUUGAGACUUUCAUCAGUCCACAGUUAGACAAACUGUCCAUAAAUGGGGAUGAUUUAGUUCUGUAGACAGUUUCUCUAGAAGUGAUGGCUCAGCUGAGAUUACUCAGGAAGCACAAUGCAGAAUUAUCAGUAAUAAAACAAAGAACAUCAGACUAACAGCUGAAGGCUUGAAUGAAGCAUUGGAGCUUGAUAACAUAUCUGUUCAUUAGUCUACAAUACACAGUCAUGGUGCAUGGUUGCAUAGAGCAGGUGGAAGCUGCUGCUCUCCAAAAGCAUCAUCACUGCACCCCUUGACUCCACACUACUGGGAAAAUGUUUUGUGGACUGAUAAAACUAAGGUUGAACAGUUUGGGAAGAACAUGCAGCACUAGGUAUGAUGGUCACUGCACACCAACAUGAAAACAUCAUCCCAGAGGUGAAGUUUGGUGGAGGGAGCAUUGUGACUUGAGCUGCUUUGCCGGGGAAAAUGAAUUAUCAAGCUGAGUGAUGCAGCAGGACAAUGACCCUAAACAUCAAAGAAUCAUGACUUCAAAGAAAAAACACCUGUUGGAUUGUUUAAUCCAACAGAUGCACCGUGGAGUGACCUGAACAGAGCCACUCAUACCCAACAUCCUAAGAAUAUGACUGAGCUUAAGCAGUUCUGUAUGAAGAACACUCCUCCUGAACACUGAGGAGUUCUGAUCAGCAGCUAAUGGAAAUGCGGCUUUGAGGUUUUUGGUGUUAAAGGAAGUUCAACCAGUUAUUAAAUCCAAGGGUUGAUUUACUUUUUAUACCAGUAUGUUAAAUGGAUGUGUUCAAUAAAUCCACAAAAGAUCAUAAUUGUUUGUGUGAUAUUAGCUUAGCUUGUCUACAUUUGUGACUUAAAUGAAGAUACGAUUACAUUUUAUGACCAAUUAAUGCAGAAAACCAGGUCAUUCCAAAGGGUUCACAUACCUUUUCCUGCCACUGUAAAUCUAAUGUAUCACAUCCUGACUAUGUUCAUUGAUGCUUAUGGUGCAAUGGCGCCCUCAUGUGGACGAGAGUAAGACAUGUAAAGGCAGUCUCGCUCUUGUAAAGGAGGACACAUGAUUUCCAUUAACUGGACACAGUUGGUUGAUUUCAAAUUACUAACAACUGUCACACUUUUCUUAAUUUCUUCUUAUUACUACACUUAUCAUUUUAACAGCAGAAAAAACGCUUCCAAAUGAAGGUUGCUGACCCAUCCAAAUAGCUCAUACAAUAAACAAAUGACAAGAUCCAUCUGUGUUGCUUUUGUAUGCUUCAAAUGUUGUAUUUCCUGUUUUAUUUGUAAUAAUUCUUAAAAUACCAUUGCUGUAAUGACUGAUUUUGAGUUAAAAAAAUCCCUAGCAUCAAUAUCUCUUAACCCCGCAAGAAAAACCUUUUUGUAAUGACCACUAAUUCACAGACAUUUACACAAAUUAGACAUCAUACCACAUUCAAUAUGAAAUUCAUAUGUCGUACUGUGCACAUUAUGCUGAGUUUCUCUAAUUGGCCCUGUGAGGCUCUGGUCUACGCACAUCUUGUCAGCUGGGGACAGCAGCUGUCAAUCAAACAGCAUCUUUAUAACCAGCCACAGAAGCUGCAUCAUUGCUUCUCGGGAUAUAUCCAGAGACAGAGAGGAGCUCCACUUUGACUACUGAUUGUCAAUCGAUACAUUCUCCGAGACGAUUAUUGUAACAGGUUUAGAUGUAGAGUGGACAUUUUUAUAGACAUAUUUUGCCAAGCCUGUCUUUACACUGCUUCUGUGUUUUUGGAAAUCUUCUACCCAGAACCUUUUCUCAUCUCCUGGCUGCCUUUGACUUUUUCUAAUAUCAGACCACCAUCUUUCAGGAGAGGAUGGAUAAGUUGAGUGGGAACAAUAUGACUGUUCUGAACAGCUCCAUAGACAAAUGGUCCUUCAAUGAACGAGGCUCGUUCUAUCACCUGAACCCUGGGGAGCUGAGGGUCCUGGUGCCAGCUAUCCUGGGAGUCAUCUGUAUCUUAGGUGUGGCUUGUAAUCUCACUGCGAUGGUAAUCUUGUUCUCAAAUUCACAUAAGGGCAAACUGUCUCUCAUCAACUCCCUCAUCUUCAACCUGAUGUUUGCUGAUGGGCUGGUGCUCGCGUUUGCCAUGCCUUUCAGGGCUGCUUCCUAUUCCAGAGCCAGCUGGAAUCUGGGAUGGUUGGUGUGCAAGACGGCCGACUGGUUCCUCCAGUCCUGCAUGGCUGCGAAGAGCUUCACAGUGGCAGUCAUGGCCAAAGCUUGCUACCGCUACGUGUCCAACCCCACCAAGCAAGUGAGCAUCCACCUGGGCUCCAUCCUGGUAGUGCUCUUUUUCAUCUGGCUGUCCGCCUGCUCUGUCACCAUCCCUCACUGGCUCUUUACUACACUGCAGAGAAAGAUACGCGGGGUAGUGUGUGUGCUGAUGGUUCCUCCUGAAGCCCGGAAUUUUAUGACUGUGUACGUCAAAGCAUAUCCCCUAGGGGUGUACUGUGCACCUCUCAGCUUUUCCCUGAUGUAUUUCUGGAGGGCUUAUGGCCAGUGCCAGCGCCGCUCCAGUAAGACUCAGAAUCUACGUACACAGAUCAGAUCCAGGAAGCUCACCUUGAUGUUAUUCAGCCUGACUGUGGCUAUGGCUAUUCUCUGGCUUCCUCAGUGGGUGGUGUGGGUUUGGGAGCGUCAUAUAGCAGAGAAAGAAAUUGAAGGAGCUCAGCCUCUCCUCUCCGCUCCUCCUCUUCUUCUAACCCUCUCAGCUCAGCUGCUCACCUUCUCUCUGUCGCUAGUGAACCCUCUCAUCGUCCUCUCCCUCUCCGAGGAGUUCAGAGAGGGCUACAGGGGGCUGUGGAGGCGCCUCACCCUGCGCAAACAACCUCCACAGAAGCCAAAGCCCGGACCUCACAACCCUACCACUCUACAGUCGCCUUGUCCUAGACCAGAGACCUCAGGCCAGCUGAGAGGGGAGAGGAGCCUUCGAUCAAGCUCCAGCCAGGUUCCCAGCAGAGACGCUCAACUCCAGCCAGAACAAGGUGGAGGGGGAGGAGGGGGAGGAGGAGGAAGAGAAGCAGACAGGGUAAGUCUCAAAGAUGGGAUUGUCUUGCCUGAUGUGGAGCAGUUCUGGCACGAGAGGGAGACAGGAUCGAACACAGAGGAAAAUGAUCCUGUGCCGUGGGAGCAUCAGAGCAAAGAGGGCAAAAAAUAACAACCACCUCCCAGCUGAUCACAGCAGCUUCAUCAACAAACCUCAGUUGAAUGGACUGGUCAGUGCUACAUCACAAUUCAUUGGUAUUCUGUCAACGGGUUUAUGAUAUUAUUCAAAGGGGAGAAGGGAAAAGAGUGUGGAAACAAGUGUGGACUACAAAUAGAGCAGUACCAUCUGUAUAUAACAAACUUUAGAAUAAUGUAUUUUUGUUGUUUGAUGAGGACAAACUAGAUUAUAUUAUAAUAAUGUGAACUGGUGGAUGUAUAUAUAUAUACGCACACACACACACACACACACACACACACACACACAGUAGAUGUAUAUAUAUUUUCAGUGAAUAAUAAUGAAUAAGUAAGUUGCUGAUUUCUUGACGUAUUUGGACAUGAUAUUUUUAAAAGGGAUGCUGAAAGAAAAUCUCGAUUUCCUCAAUGUUUUUCAUUUUGUAAUUUAAAAAUGACAUCUUAAUUGGAUGUACAGUAAAUGUUAGCCUUAAACCUUAAAUGUGUUUGGCACUCAUGUGCAACCUUUUUCGGUAUUGUAUAUACCCUUUAAGUAUUUCAAGGUGAUGUGAAAGUCUGCAGUUUUCAUGUGAAAGUGAAAAAACUGUUUCCUGUCAUCUUUCUGUGAGAGAGACUAUUUUGUAAUCAUUGUGCACCUGAAUGACCAGUGUUAA